AUGAAACGAAUGAGUUCCGAGAGAGAAGAUUCGCAUCUUUCUGAUAGCAGUGAAAAGCCUUUUGAAGGUGCAAAAACAACCACCGAACAUCAUCAUACAGAUUCUGAAAUGACCAGUAACAAAAAAACAAAGAUGAAUGAUCAUUCAUCCUCCUUUUUCCAAUCCGAGCUUGAAAAGAAUUUAGUAAAAAUUCAAUUAGUGGACUUGGGCCAUGAAGUUGUCUCUUCCGAAUUAUUCACUAAAUUUAAAAAUCAUAUGAGAGAUCCCGUGAUUGCAAGAUUUAAAUUACUUCUUUUGGGUAGCCGACUGGUUGGAAAAACAACAUUUAUCAAUUGUUUCAACAUUGAUCCAAACUCCGUUCAACAGCUUCCUGAAAUCAAUACAACCAUCUAUCCCAUCACAUUUGCAACUCCUAAAGGUAAAAUUUGUUUUCAGGUUUGGGAUUAUCAAAACGAUAAUAGACAUUUCGAUGAUGACGGCGAGAGUAUUCCGAAAGAGUUUUAUCAAAACGCUCAUUGUGCCAUCCUCAUGUUUGACACGACUUUACGAAUGUCAUACAAAGUAAUUCCUCAAUAUUAUCGAAAGGUUCAAGCCUUUUCCAACCAGCAACAAACCAUACCUAUUGUAUUGUGUGGAAAUAAGGUUGAUUUCAUUGAUCGAAAAGUGAAAAGGAGGCAUAUUUGGUUCCAUCGAAAAAAGAAUAUCGCGUACUAUGACGUGAGUGCGAAAGGAAAUUAUUGCAUUCAAAAUCCAUUCUUGAGUUUGGCUCGACAAUUGUUGAAGGAUCGAGAUUUCACAUUUGACAGCAGUGCUUUCAUCUCCUGUACCAACCUCAAACCGCCAAAUGUGAUCAUUGAUUCCACACGUAUUGAAAUAAUGGAAAAGGAUCACAUGUAUUAUGAUGGCUUUCCAUUACCAGAUGAUGAUGAUGAGUUAUAA
Naegleria lovaniensis is the source of this 939-nucleotide messenger RNA. RefSeq lists its product as uncharacterized. Gene Ontology annotation, molecular function: GTPase activity; GTP binding. Gene Ontology annotation, biological process: ribosomal subunit export from nucleus; protein import into nucleus. The transcript has a single exon. The record is from RefSeq and is a predicted model, not a curated record. Bases 1 to 939 code for a protein of 312 amino acids. Lineage: Eukaryota; Heterolobosea; Eutetramitea; Acrasida; Naegleriidae. Gene Ontology annotation, cellular component: nucleus; cytoplasm.